Messenger RNA from Coturnix japonica (Japanese quail), 4311 nucleotides. The record is from RefSeq and is a predicted model, not a curated record. NCBI's taxonomy places the organism in Eukaryota, Metazoa, Chordata, Aves, Galliformes, Phasianidae.
UUUUGUCUGCACGGCGAGGCGGUGGGGAGCGGGUGGAGGUGGGGAAAGCGCCAUUUCGAAAGAAUCCUGAUAAAAAUCAUCAUCGUCACCAUUAAAUCACCCGAGCGCGGGGGGUGAAGAGCCACGCGCGACCCCUGGCAGCGAGGGGGUGGGGGGGGGAGGGCGAUGUGGGGACACAGCCCCGGAGAGACACCCCCCCUUUGCUGCCAUCGGGCUCGGGGUCCCGCAGCGUGGGGUCCCACUCCCCGCAGGGCGGACCCCGCCCGGUGCCGUCUCCACCUGCACCGCAUCCCCUCCCGGCGCUGCCCUGCGGCUGCGGGGCCGAACUCGGGGCCGGGCUCGGGAGCAGCGUGAGGAACGGAGUUCGUGGAGGAGCGAGGCCGGAGCCGGCGCUGGGGAAGGGCGGUGGGGCGGGGGGCGAUGAGUUCCGCCCGGUGGCACGCGGGGACGCGCCGAGGACACGAGGGAGAACGGGGUUAUUGGAAAUACGGAGCGAUGCGGUGGUGCAGGGCGGUUGGAUAUGGGGAGAGGAUGCGAUGGGGGGCACUGGGAGCCGCCGAGAGCCCGGUGUCCUCAUCCGUCCCACAGCCGUCCCCUUGCUCAGCCAGUGCCCGGUGGGCACCGUGCCGCUGUGCAGGGCUGGGGGCUCUGGGGACCUUUGGGCACAGUGUGUGGGGAGGCACAGCCUUGACGCCAUGAGCCAGCAGCACGCCGCUGCCCUGCACUCGUCCCAGCCCUGCAGCCCAGGUGAGUUCCCUUCUCUGGGCUCUGCAUGGUGCACCCACUCGAUGGGGCUGAUAUGGGGCACCACGAGCAACAGAGCUGCUUUUGCAGCAAGGUGACGGCCCCACUGCCCUCCUGGGGUGUAGAGGAGUGGGGACACGGUGGGGCCAUGGGGGUGCUGCUGGCGGCGUUUUCUUUGCAGAUCCACAAUGUGAGGCACUGCUGGCACCAGUGGGAGAGUUUGGGGAGGGCGAUGCCGACAGGCUGAUGAAACCAAUCAAAUGGUGAAGGAAUCACAAAGCAUGGUGCCAGUGGUGGGGCUGGGAGAAGGCGGGAGGAGCCAGAGGUUGGAGGAGAACAGGUCCUACCGAAACCAUCCCCUUUACUGGGAAAAAGCUCACAGGGCUGAGAGCUCAGAGACAAGGGCAGGGAACACAGCCUGAGAACCUCGGAGGAGCAGCAGGGAGGGAUGGGACAGGGCAGGAGAUGGCUCCUGCUGCAGGGGAUGCUGCUGUUGGGACGGCUGUGCUGGGACAAAGGCCUCUCCCAAGGGCCAGCAUCCUGUAUACUCCAGCUCCAUCAGUGUGGCAUGAGCCCAUCCUGGCUUCAGGGCUGCUGCUGGGCAUGGAGCUGGAAUGGGGACAGGAACCCUGUUGUGGAGAACAAGGGGACGAGGCAGCAUGGCCCACCCUCCAUCCCUGGAGCAGCUGUGGGCUGUUCCUCCUGUCUUUUGGGACAUGGGGCAGCUCCCAAUGUGCCAUCUCCCCAUACUUUUGCUGCUGUAGCAAUGCUUGUGCCAGUGUUCCCAUGUCACCUGGCUGUCCCCAGCUGCUGCCCUUGGCCGGCACGUGGUCCAGGUGAAGGGCAUGGCUGUGUGGCACAGGGUCUGCAAUCCCUGCGUGACAGCACUGGGAAAAUGAAGGACUGGAGCGAGGACAUCAGCUCAGCCCUGUUCUUUUUCCCUGCUCUGGCCACCUUCUGGCUUUGCUCAGUGUCUCUCACCCUGCAACACCACUGACCCCAGCACGGGCACCCCGAGCAUCCCCAUGCCGCCAUUGGCCUCAUUAGGCAAAGGUGCCCUUGUGAUGUCCCUGACUCCAGCAAUGCCCUGGUGCCCCAGGGAAGGCAGCUAAUAACGCAGCUCUGCUGCGCUGCUCCCCACGGCAUCGAGGAGCUGCGAGGCGCUGAGAUGUUCCCAUAAUGGGGUCACACGAGAGCGGGGCUGGGAGGUGGCAGAGCUGCCAAUGGUGCACAGAGAGCCUGCGGGCCGGCAUCGGCUGCAGCCAGCCAUGGUGUGAGCAUUGCUGGGGCAGUGCAGGACGUGGGGACAUCGCCAGGUGGGACGGUGGCAGCGGGGCUGCGCCAGGCACAGCACAGCCAUGAGUGCCGGAUCGAUCGAGCAGGAGCCGUCGCGCAAGCUGGCGUGCUGCGGGGUGCCGCUCAUCACCGAAGACAUGCAGUCAUUGGCCAUCCGCACCCUCUCGGGCACCGACAUCAACAAACACUAUGACCUCAUCCGCGAGCUCGGCAAGGGCACCUAUGGCAAGGUGGACCUGGUGUCCCACAAAAGCACAGGCACCAAGAUGGCCCUGAAGUUUGUCAACAAAAGCAAGACAAAGCUGAAGAAUUUCCUGCGAGAGUUCAGCAUCACCAACACGCUCUCCUCCAGCCCCUUCAUCAUCAAGGUCUUCGAUGUGGUCUUCGAGACAGAGGACUGCUACGUCUUUGCUCAGGAGUACGCCCCAGGAGGGGACCUCUUCGACAUCAUCCCCCCACAGGUGGGGCUCCCCGAGGUGAUGGUGAAGCGCUGUGCCUCUCAGCUGGCCGAAGCAUUGGAUUUCAUGCACAGCCGAGCCCUGGUGCAUCGGGAUGUCAAGCUGGACAACGUGCUGCUCUUUGACCGCGACUGCCGCCGCGUCAAACUGGCCGACUUCGGCAUGACCCGCAAGGUGGGCUGCCGAGUGAAGCGCAUCAGCGGCACCAUCCCCUACACGGCGCCCGAGGUGUGCCAGGCCGGCCGCGCCGAGGGCUUCGCCGUGGACACCAGCAUCGACGUCUGGGCCUUCGGGGUGCUCAUCUUCUGUGUCCUCACUGGGAACUUCCCCUGGGAGGCAGCGGCUGCUUCUGACACCUUCUUUGAGGAGUUUGUGCGGUGGCAGAAGGGCCGCCUGGCAGGGCUGCCCUCGCAGUGGCGGCGCUUCACGGACAGCGCGCUGCGCAUGUUCCAGCGCCUGCUGGCCCUCGACCCCGAGAAGCGCUGCCCCGUCAAGGAGGUCUUCUACUUCAUCAAGUACGACCUGAUGGCCGAGGUGCGCCGCCGGCCCUCCUACCGCUCCCGCAAGCACGCUGGGGACAAGCUGCCCACAGGGCCGCACCGCCACGAGGCCACUGCCUCCUGCACGCCCACCCCGCUCAAGAGGACCAUCCUGACCGACGGCCCUGGCACGCGGCUCAACGGCCCAGAGCCCAGCGCAGCCUCGUCCGGCCCGGCCGGCAGGACAGACGGCCGGCAGGACAAGGGCAAGGGGCAGAUGGUGCUGGCCACAGCGAUUGAGAUCUGUGUCUGAAGGCGCAGGGCAGUGCAUGGCCCUGCUCCCGGCAGCACCAUCCCCGUCCCUUGGCAGGGGCUGUGGGUGGCUGCAGGGCUGGGGGCUGCGCCUUUGUACGCAGAAACAAGAAGAGGACAGAACUGGUUGCGCUCAGUAGCACCGAGGAUGCCGGUGCCACCAUUUGCCCAGGGGGCAGGAGCUGGGGGGUGCCAGUGCCACUGUCCCCAUCCUGGUGGCCUCGCUGUCCCUCCACGACCCCCCUGUGGUGCUGUGGGGAGAGGUCCUCCAUGACAACGCAACAGGGCUGUGUGGGGAUCCUGGAAAGGCCGAUGACCCCACGCUUGGAGGAGGCCUUCAGGGUGGCCCCUGACCAACUCUGGGCACCAGGAGGGGACGAGGGGGCCAGGAUGGAGGGGACCCCCCUGGCCGCUCCCUGCCACGAUGUAGCAAGUGUCACUGUGUGUCACCACAUCCUCCCUGCCCGGAGCGAUGGCCGCAGCGAUGCUCUCCGACAGGGGGGGACAGCAAGCCAGGAGCCACAGGGUCACCCUGAGAACUCCCAGGCCGCCGUCCCCUCCGGUCCCCAACUACCGCACAAAGGGCUAUCACGCUCCUGAAGCAGCAGCAGUUUACACAGCAGCCGCCAGGCAGGUGGGGUCCCACCGCCCCCGUGCCCCCACCACCGGCGCCGCUGCCCUGUCCCCUUGUCCCCAUGUCCCUGUGCCCCCAUGUCCCUGUGUUCCUGUGUCCUCCCCCCUGCCCGCAGGGCCCAGGUCUGGUGGUAGAAGUAGCACUGCACAGAUGUAGAGAUGUUAGGUGCGGUUCGUCCUCCUUUUUGCCUUAGGUCCCUCCACGUCCCCGAUCUUUCGUGCAAUAAUGUAGAUAAGGAGCCCCGGUGCCGAUGGCCGCGGUGCCGCUCGGUUUCGGGUUUUUAUUUCGGGUUCCCCCGGCCGCCGGGUGCCGGAUCUUCUUCCUGUAGGAGAGGCUGUAGUGUCACAGACGUUACCUCAGUUUGUCACUGUCAAAAAGACAAAAAAAA